Prorocentrum cordatum is the source of this 845-nucleotide messenger RNA. NCBI's taxonomy places the organism in Eukaryota, Dinophyceae, Prorocentrales, Prorocentraceae. The record is from the annotation of a GenBank genome assembly.
GCCAGCCGCGCCCGGUGCGCUAAAGCCAUCGGCUUCUUCCGGAUCCUGGGCCACAUGGGCCACCCUGUCUACGUCGUUGGGGGGCCCAACUGGCGGCCGAUGCACAACUCCCUCGCGAACCACUGGGCGCGCAGCGCAGUCCUACCUGGCCUCGACCCAACUACUGCAUCGAUGGGGGCUACUCCGACCCGCGCCCUGCACCGGGGUUCGGGCAAAACCCCCGUCCACGCGGCCGCUGCGCCACUACCUGGUGUCCCUCUCCAUGGGCAUGUAUCCUACAUGGUCGACGUUCCGUUCUCGUCCUGCAGCGCGGCCUCCUACGUUACGCUCCGCUCGUGCUCAGGCGCCGAGAAGCAGGUCCUCCAGGAGUUAGUCGACCAAGACGGGGGGCCCCCGCUGCUCCGACAGUUCGGCGACGACGACGUCUCCCUGGCUGGUCGCUGGGCCUACUGGCAUGGGCGUGCUGGGCGCGCGCUGAUGGUCGCCACGGAGCAGGGGGGGGUCGCCCCCGCAACGGCGCUCUCGGUCCUGCGCUUCCAGCGGAUCGCUCGAGCUGCCGCGGGCGACGUUCUCGCCCUCCACGCCGUGGGCCGCCCGACCUGCGGCGACGCCCUCGACUGGAUCUCCCGCGCCAUCGCGGCGGGGCAGCAGAGGCAGCAUAAGCAGGCCUCCAAGGCCUGGAGACAGCGCUUCGCCUCCUGGUCCAACGCGGUCUGGGCGACGGCCACCCCCGUCUGUCGGAGCUCCCAACCAGCAGCAGCCAUGGCGGUCGAAGACAUGAGGAAGCGGUGGCACGCCCAGUGGCGCCCCGAGAACUACGCGUCCGACACGAACCUCCACAACUG